Molecule: messenger RNA, 836 nt
Organism: Betta splendens (Siamese fighting fish)
Lineage: Eukaryota; Metazoa; Chordata; Actinopteri; Anabantiformes; Osphronemidae
Gene: get1
Product: guided entry of tail-anchored proteins factor 1
Exons: 5
Coding region: 70-582 (170 amino acids)
Biological process (GO): tail-anchored membrane protein insertion into ER membrane
Source: RefSeq, a predicted model, not a curated record
UAAAGACUCGUCGUGUCUAGUUGUGUAACUGUGGAAUCCAGCAGCUGCACACAUAGACUGGAGGAAAACAUGGCGGCCGGCUAUGCGUGGUUUCUUGUGCUAGGCUCGGUUUUUCUUUGCAAUCUCAUGAAAACACUUCUGCCGAGCAUCUCGUCUUUCCUUUCAAAGAUGGUGCAAAAAGAUGCUGAACAGGAGAGUGAGAUGAGGGCCGAAAUCCAGGAAAUGAAGAAGGAGCAAUCUUCCAUCAGCAUGAUGGAUGAGUUUGCAAGAUAUGCCAGACUGGAACGUAAAAUCAACAAGAUGACAGAUAAGCUGAAAACACACGUCAAAUCAAGAACAGCACAACAAGCCAAAAUGAAAUGGGUAGUCAACAUUGUGUUUUACAUACUGCAGGCUGCCCUUAUGAUAUCCUUAAUAUGGAAGUAUUACUCUGAUCCAGUGACGGUGGUCCCCAGUAGAUGGAUUGCUCCUGUGGAGCGCCUAGUGGCUUUCCCUACCGGAGUCGCAGGUGGAGUGGGAAUCACAUGCUGGUUGGUGGUUUGCAACAAAGUGGUUACUCUGGGACUGCAUGCUGUCAGUUAGUGUCAGUGAAUAAUAGUAGUGUAACAGUAAUCACAACACAUUCUCUUGCUAACUUAUUUAAUUUUCUUGUUGAAAGCUAUGAUUCUCUUCCAUUACCUUAUUUGCUGCUACAGGUCUAUUUGAUACAGUAUAUGUACAAUAUAGUAAUCAGAUGUUGAAUUUUGUUUAUGUUCAGUUGUAGAGAUAAUCCCCUUUGUGUUGUUUCAUUAUGUCAUGAUUUGAAAAUUCCUUUUUAAUAAAAGUUUACAAAAGCA